GCCAGCCGAGGACGUCGAGUCGAUCAUCAGUACGCGAGAUAUCACCGGCGGGAUAGGAUAGGACCUCAUCACCGGAUGUGUGCGUACCGGUGUGUACCUUCCGCGUACUUUGGUACGCGGUCCGGAUCUACCUCCGAAAGAUUUCUCGCCGGUGGAUUAGCGGACUCUUCGUAAAAUCUAUCGGAGGAUCAUAUGACGCUGCCGCAACUCGUUCGCGAUCCUUCGAAAUGUUGCGAGUUCAGCCUGCGCUCUUAUUGACGGGACGUGGAACGCCGUCGACCGCAAAGACGAAUCGAUAAACUGCUGCCGAGGUGUUGCGGCAGUGGAGGAUAUCCAAGUCUAGCCACCCCCGACACGGAGAGAGGUAGCGUGUCCGCCUUAAUCGCCGGAUUGAUUUUCGUCGGAGCGGACUGCGGAGCACGGCGAGAUCAAGAUGAUGACUUGUUGGGUCCUCGUCGGGGUCUUCGUAGCCAUCGUGCUCAUUUACGGCCUCGUCGAAUUUCAUUACUUCCUGCGCAUGUUUUUCACCGUCUUCCUCGCACGCUACUGCAAAAAAAGGGUGCACAUUCUCGACGAGACCGUGAUCUACGGAAUUUGCACUACCAACGAUGUGGACGCGCUUUUAUAUCACAUGAACAACGCCAGGUACCUUCGCGAGCUCGAUUUCGCGAGGGUCGACUUCUUCGAGAGAACCGAUCUGUAUCGAGAGGUUUGUUCUCAAGGUUCCGGCGUCGUGCAGGGAGCUGCCACUAUACGCUACAGACGUUUCAUCAAACCGCUAACGAUCUUUAAAAUUACGUCUAAGAUUAUUUAUUGGGACGAGAGGAGCUUUUUUAUGGAGCAUCGAUUUAUCACGCCGAGUGACGGUUUCAUAAGGGCAAUCGCAAUUUGCAGGCAGAGACUUCUUAACUGCAGCGCUGACACUGUCAUUAGCGCCCUACUGAAUCGUAGGGUGAAGCAGAAUGGGAACGUCGAGGCAGGUGUAACUCAGGUAUCUCCUGUGCGGCCAGAGAUGCCACCCGAGGUUAGCAGAUGGAUGGAAAGUAAUGAGAUAUCCUCAGCGAUGUUGAGGCAGGAACCGACCACAAUAACGACGCGCUGCUGACAAACGGACGCCGCGACGUCCAGCGGUGACGUCGUUUUGGCACCGAUAUACACAACCACGACCGUGUAAUGAGCGGAAUAUCGGAAUGCGAUUUCCAUCCUUAAUCAUCGGUCGGACGGAUGUUGUUCUGGAAAUUCCAGAAUAAGAACAAUUAAUCUCAGUGAUUCUCGCGACUUGGGUGUUUAACUCGAGAAACGGAAACUUAGCCCGUAAAUGGCCUUUCGACAAAAUAAAUGAUCUACGACAAGCCUGGUGUUCCGCAAUCGAGACGGAAUAAGAAUAUAGUUAAUAUAAUCGCAGCGAGCGAUUAUUUCUUUCUAGUGUUUCUAUAUUGAAACAUGGAAUAGUCGAAUUCUUAGAAAAAGAAAGUAAUUAUAAGUAAAGUCUUAAGAAGACUUUUUUUAGAAGAAGAAUAUAAUGAUUUUAGAAGAAGAAUAUAAUGAUUUUUUUUACCUUCGUAUUUUAUAAUUAUACACUAUUUUACUGCUGAGCGUAAAAAAUCAAUGUCAAGGUAUUAUCGUACAUUGUUAAAAAUAAAAUAAAAUAUUGAGGUAUUAAUUAAAAUUUGAUAUAGUGUAUGUAAUGUUAAUAUCGAAACUAUGUAACUGUAAACGUGUAAUAUUUUUGCAUCAAAUGAUUAAAAACGUACCUCAAAAUUAGAAGAGAGGUGGAUUUUUCUGCGUUGGUUUGUGUUACUCGCGUAACAAUUAAUUUAUUAUGAUUGAAAUGAAUAUUACCAUAGUACAUAAAAAUAUAGAAGAUUAUCUUUUAACACGCCAUUAACUACAACUGAUUAAAUAUCUUACAUUAACGUUGUGUGUUACGAAUCUAAAUUAUUUUUCACAUAAUCAUGUUGGGGACUUAGCCGCAUAUUACGCUACCGCUAGCACUACGAUAAUAGUAACUUGUAAUCGCAUAACAUCUUUGAGCGCAAAACGAACAUUGUGAACACUGUAUUCUCAUAUUGGUCAUCAAGUUUCUAAGGCCAUCCUGAAAUCAAGGUUGUAAAUUAAUUAUGAUUGUAAAUUGAUCGAGCAAUAAAAGAUAAUUAAUUUACAUAAAUAAAAAUGUCAAGAGUUA
Temnothorax curvispinosus is the source of this 2185-nucleotide messenger RNA. RefSeq names its product protein THEM6. NCBI's taxonomy places the organism in Eukaryota, Metazoa, Arthropoda, Insecta, Hymenoptera, Formicidae. The coding region runs from base 434 to 1105 and encodes 223 amino acids. The record is from RefSeq and is a predicted model, not a curated record. The transcript is spliced from 5 exons.